This is a messenger RNA of Gymnodraco acuticeps, 5671 nucleotides long. Its product is annotated as unconventional myosin-IXb-like. Gene Ontology annotation, molecular function: GTPase activator activity; protein binding; ATP binding. Gene Ontology annotation, cellular component: myosin complex. NCBI's taxonomy places the organism in Eukaryota, Metazoa, Chordata, Actinopteri, Perciformes, Bathydraconidae. Gene Ontology annotation, biological process: intracellular signal transduction. The record is from RefSeq and is a predicted model, not a curated record.
AGUUUGCUGGACUCUCGGUCUCUGAAGUUCAUCGUGAGCCUGACGCUGCACGACCGCACCACCAAGUCUCUGCUGCACGUUCACAAGAAGAAGAAACCCCCCAGCAUCAGCGCUCAGUUCCAGACCUCUCUGACCAAACUGUUGGAGACCCUAAACAGAGCCGAGCCUUUCUUCAUCCGCUGCAUCCGCUCCAAUGCCGAGAAGAAGGAGAUGCAUCUGGACGAGGCGCUGGUGCUGCAGCAGCUGAGAUACACAGGAAUGCUGGAAACUGUUCGCAUCAGGAGGUCAGGCUACGGAGCCAAGUACACAUUCCAGGAGUUCAUAGAGCAGUUCAGGGUUUUGCUGCCAAAGAACACGGCCGCCUCUAAAGAGCACAUCUCCGCGCUGCUGGGGGAAAAGAUGGGCCUGGACCACACCACGUACCAGAUAGGCAAAACUAAGGUGUUUCUAAAGGAGCUGGAGCGCCAGCAGCUGCAGGACACGCUGCACAAAGACGUGAUGAGGAAGAUCAUCUUCCUCCAGCGCUGGUUCAGAGGCCGCCUGCAGAGGAAGGAGUUCCUGGACAUGAGACAGGCCGCCAUCUUGAUUCAGCGUGCGUGGCGCAGGUUCUGCAGAGAGGAGCAGCGGCGCCGCGCGGCCUCUCUGAUCCAGGCCGUGUGGAGAGGACACCGACAGAGAGCGGAGAACGAGCGCCAGAGACAGAGAGUCACCAAAAUACAAGCUCUGGUCCGAGGACACUCAGCACGCAGGAGGUGCCACUCCAUGCGUGAGGAGAAGCAGAAAAAGGAGGACGAGGAAAAAGAAGCUCAGAUGAGAGCAGAAGAGGAGGAAAGAAGAAGGAGGGAAGAAGAGGAGGAGGCGAGGAGAAGAGCAGAGGAGGAAGAGAAGAGGAGGAUGGAAGAGGAAGAAGAAGCAAGGAGGAAGGCAGAAGAGGAGGAAGCGAGGAGGAGAGCAGAGGAGGCAGAGAAACAGAGAGAAGAAGAGGAGAAAAGACUGGAGGAGGAGGAGCCUCAAACGAGGAAGGACCCGGACAUAGAGCUGUUCACAGAGGACACGGAGGAGGAGGAGGAGGAGGAGACCAACGGUACCUUAGCUGAGGCUGGACCCCAGCAGGAGGAGAAGGAGGAGGAGGAGUCAGGACUUACUCCUGCUCCUCCAGGAGAAGGAGACCAACAGACUGCCUCCAAACCUGCGAGCGCCGAACAAAAGAGAUCCAGAGCGCCGGCUUUAAACCGAGCGCAGACGUCCAAGAGCCAGGAGAAGAGAGAGCAGAGGAGGCGCAGAGGACUGGAGCACAACCAGAGAGAGACCGAGCGAGCCGCCUCCUCUUCCUCCUCCUCCUCUUCCUCCACCGGGAUCAGCAGCAAGGAUCAAAGCUCUCCUCCCAAGAGCAAGAGCAAGGAGCUAAAGGAGCGAGCGGACAGCAAGGAGCUGGACCAGUACACCUUCGUGGCCUGGAAGAUGAAGGAGGAGGAGAAGGGAGGGAAGAAGGAGGCCAAAGCGUCGCCUCCUCCUCUGGUCCGCCCCUCCUCUUUACCCCUGCAAAUGGCCGCCGACUCCCCGCCCGACAGGAACGGUGUUGGAGACGCCGUCGGAUCGUCGAGUUUACAGCGACGUCCCGGAGGGUUCAAGGAGAAGCCGGAGAAGUGGAGGAGGAGCGAGGGGGAGAACCCUGAGGGAGCCAGUCCUCCUCCUAAAAGAGAGGAGAGGACGAAGAAACAACUUCUGCGUGAAACAGUCUCCUCAUCAUUCGACAGUUUGUCUCCAGGAACCGAAGGAGCUGGUGCUUUUUCAGCCAGAGAGUUGAUUUCCCCCUCAGAAAGCCAGACUGACGGCUCGAAGGGAAGCUCCUUCAGACGGAAACACCAGGACAGUUCAGACUCCACACACUCCUUCCCCUCAACACCAGACAAGUCCGGUGGUUUCUUCAGCAAGAUUUUGAAGAAGCGCAAAGAGGCUCAGACUCCAGACAACGGAGAGCUGACUCUGGCUCAGAUUCUCAAUGAGAGGCCAUCAGGAGGGGAAGCCCAAUCAUCCGGCCCUCCCUCCCGGCCCCUCUCCCAGCCUCAUGGAGAGCGCUCUGUUAAAGGUUUGGGCAGAAACCCCACCAUUAAGAUCAGCCGCGCCACCAGAGUCUCCGAGCAGUGGAACGCCUCGCUGGACCGAGAGAUCACCAACGCCAACGAGCUGCGGCACCUCGACGAGUUCCUGGGCAACCAGGUGAAUGAUUUCCGCUCCAGGGGGAAGUCGCUGUCAGCCACAGAGGCCAUCUUUGUUACAGCCACCAUGCAGUUCAGAGAGACCAUCAAAGCCAUGUACUCUCUCCCUAGACACACCAUCGGCUACAAAGGCCUGAUGUCGGGCUACCAGAACAAAGUGAUCCACCUGGCGGGGGAGGGGCAGAAAGGAGAGGUCCAGCUGGUGGUGAACCUCUUCCAGUCGGUGCUGGACGGAUUCAUCCGAGGAGAGAUGAAGAAGGAGGAGGCCGAGCCCGCCAAGCCUGCUAAAACGAGGAAGAAGCGGAGGAAAAAAGAUAAAAGUAUGGAGAGCCCGCUGGAUCAUGUGUUCGUCAACUAUCAGGUCAACAUCAUGCAGUCAUGUGACCAGUGUCCCUCUUACAUCUGGGGCAUGGAGAAGGCCUACAUGUGCAGCUAUUGUAAAAUGGUGUGCCACAAGAAGUGUCUCUGCAAAAUCAUCAUUGACUGCUCCACUUUCUCUGCCAAAAAGAGUGACGAGGAGUGUGCCGGUCUUCACUUCGGGGUGCGAGUGGGUCGCCUGGUGAGCGAUAAGAACCCGGUGCCGAUGGUUCUGGAGACGAUGCUGGAGCACGUGGAGAUGAACGGCCUCUACACCGAGGGCAUCUACAGGAAGUCCGGCUCGGCAAACCGCAUGAAGGAGCUGCACCUGAGACUGGAGACCGACCCCCACCUGGUGAUUCUGGAGGAUUACCCCAUCCACACGGUGACAGGUUUGGUGAAGCAGUGGCUGAGGGAGCUGCCAGAUCCUCUCAUGACCUUCACUCAUUACAGCGACUUCCUGCACGCAGUGGAACUGCCAGAGAAGGAGGAGCAGCUUCACGCUGUUUACAAACUCCUGGAGGAGCUUCCUUCAGCAAACUUCAACACGUUGGAGAGACUCGUCUUCCACCUCGUCCGGGUGUGUAAAGAUGAGGCUCACAACCGCAUGUCUCCGAACUCUCUGGCUAUAGUUUUUGCUCCGUGCGUCCUGCGCUGCCCGGAUAGCGCCGACCCGCUGCUCAGCAUGAAGGACGUCGCCAAGACAACCACCUGUGUGGAGAUGAUCAUCAACGAGCAGAUCCGACGCUACAACGAGAAGAUGGAGGAGAUCGAGCAGCUGGAGUUCGCAGAGGCUCUGGCCGUGAAUCAGCUCAAACUCAAGAGACAGAACACGCACUACUGGCACUUACCGCUCAGGUGCUCAGCUCCUUACAAAGGAGUGGUGGUGCACGAGAAGGUGACCUCUGACCUCAGCAUGGUUCCUGAGAACGAGCCGGUGGACUCGGACACGGAGGCCGAAAAUAACCUGGUGGAGCGGAUCAAGUCCAUCAAGCAGGAGAAGGAGGAUCUGGCCUGCCGGCUCCCUGAGAUGGAGCAGCCCGGCUCAGAUCAGGAGAACUUUGACUCGGAGGCGUCUCUGAGCUCCGAGAGUCUCCUGGAGGAGCCGCAGCGCUCAGAGCCUGAAGGACGUGGCUCCCCCUCCCAGCAGAGGUCCCGUCCGAAGUGUCUCCCCAAACCCUCGGAGCUGUCUUUGCGCCGUAAAGUCUCUGGAGGACGCCUCUCUCUGCGGCAGCUCUCCCCUCCAAACUCCACUUCCUCCUCCUCCUGCAGGAACCCACUGCAGCGCCGCACCCCCAUCAUCCCCCACGGCUCCGUUAGACUCCCCCAUGGCGUCCUCCCGCAGGCCUCCAGUGCGUCUCAGCCCCCGUCUGCAGCUCAGGCGCUCCAGUUCCUGGUGCGCAGGCGGGAGCGUUCGGGUCGUCAUAAAGAAAGCACGCAGUCGCUAUACUUCGAUGGGUCCGAGGGGGGCGACCUGAUGCUGCACUUCUCCUCCUGCCCCCCCUCCACCGCCUCCUCCUCCAUCUCCAUCUCCACCGCAAAACCAACUCCUCAAAAUCAAGACACACACGCUACAAAGAGCCAGAGACGAUUUUCUGACCCCGACAUUCCUUACAUGGACGAUGAGGUGUGAUUCUAGUCUGUUGGAAAGCUCAGAGUCCUGUUGUGAACCCGAAGUGUUGAUUACCCCAAGGUUUUAUGAUAUAAAUGUAUAGUACGGGUCGCCAGAACAUAGAAACAGCUGGAGGAUAACUUGCAUAUGUUCGGCAAUUUGCACAAUUAGCACAAAUUGCCAUAAUUCGCAUUAAUUGGCAUAUGCAGACAAUAGUUUAAAUGAUGGCUAAUUUGGACAAUUUCUGAGUGGAUUUGGAGGUUAUUGAGGAUGCUGAAUACAUUUCUGACAUUUUCAGGGUCAAAAAUUGCAGUUUUAUUCAGAAAGUAGUCGUAUCUUGGGCUGAUUUUGAUGAGUUUUGGGCACAUUUUAAAGUUUUAGGGGACUCAGAACUGCCAUCCUUAAAAUGUCAGAAAUGUAUUCAACAACCUCAAAAUACUCCGAAAACCGCACCAAAAUGGUCCAAAUCAGCCAUUUUGUAGCUAUUGUCUGCAUAUGCUAAUCAAUGCAAUGUAUACUAAUUGUACAGAUUGCCCAACAUAUGCAGGUUAGCAUCUGGCAGUUUCUAUGUGCUGGGGACCCGUACUAUACGUUUGAACAAAGAACACUUGGGGUGCGCUACAUUUUCGAGUUCACCCUGCUGGCAAGUAGACUCAUUUGGGAGAAAAUUAUGGAUUUACGGGCAAAAACCGCAGAAGAAAUAACAAUUAUGGAUGAAAAUGAUCCGGAAUCACAACCCUUUUCCUGUGAACAUGAGGAGAGUUGCAGCGGAUCUACAGAACUGCUUCAGCCUUACUGUCCUCUAUGACGGUUAUAUAAACGACUGGACCACAUGUUGCCAAGCACCUUUUUCUACCGUUUUAAUAUAUUGUCCUUGAGGCUGUUUUCUGUAGCAUCAUAAUGAUGGACCAGCAAUUCUAUUUCCUUCCCCCUGUUGUUCUUUUUUAAACACAUGUGUGCUAAUUCAAGGAGAUUCUGCAGGUUCCAGCAGCACUUCUCCUCAUGAGCAAAACUCUCUGAAAUGUUAGCUAGUGCCUUGGUGAUGUACAGUACAAACUCAUGUGGGGUUAAGACAGGGUACAAUUUGAAUUAAGGUCUUUAAACGUGUCUUUCCACGCUCCGCACAACAAACAGGAAGUCAUCGCCUCACAAAGGGAAACGGGAGCAGCACACGCCACUUUCUCCUUUGAAAUAAAUACAACUCAAACCCAGCCGUGCCCCGACGUCUUCAGAGCCCCUCGAACUCACCUCGCCCACUUUUUUUUUUUUUUUUCUACAAUGAACUUCUCUCAGCUGCGACUCAAAGCGAACAGAGCUUUGUAUGAAAUGUAAUACUAAUGUUCCUCUCUGACUGCUGUUGAAUGGUGUCUGUGUUAGUCUGUGAGGAUGUGUAACAGAGAGCGUGUGGUUGGGACUGAAUGACUGUAAUGGUUAUUAGUAUUAACGUGACAAUACAAAACGUGAUGAUGCUUGUUACAUCUGC